GAUCAUUGGGCGCGGACCAAUUGCUUCAGAAGAGCACGGAAAGCAAGACUAUCAAAGCUGACAACACAGUUGGCUCGCGCUGUUUUUCCAUUACAUAGAAACGUUCGCAUAUUUGCAAUCCAUCUGUAACCUAGUCACCGUCUCAGCGAGGUCGUGCUGCGUGAGGCGAGAUGGCGCCCGCGGUGGACACGCUCACGGAGGACCAUGCCGCAGUGUAUGACCGCCAGCUGCGCGUCUGGGGAGUGGAGGUGCAGCGCAGGCUGAUGGAGGCCAAGGUGCUGGUCCUGGGUCUGGGCGGCCUGGCUGCGGAGGUGUCUAAGAACCUGGUGCUGGCGGGAGUGGGGCGGGUGGGGCUGCGCGACGACACGCCCGCCGCCGCCGCCGCCCCUGGCAACUUCCUGGUAGACCCCAGCGCGGCGGCGGAGGGCCUCACGGUGGCGGAGGCGUGUGCCCGCACGCUGCAGGCCAUGAAUCCGCUGAUGGCUGUAGCAGUGGAGCCGGGGCCGCCCCACGCCGCGGCGCUACUGCCGGCCCAGCACCCGCACCACACGCGGCACGGCCACAGUCACCCCGGGGAGUCUGAGGCGGAGGCGCUGCGGGCGCUGCUGUCGCGCUACGACCUGGUGGUUGCGGUGGGCGGCGGGGCGGCGGGCGGCGGGCUGGCGCUGGAGCAGGUCGCUGCACUGGACGGCGCGGCCCGGGCGCUGGGUGUGGGUGUGUUCGCCGGCGCCGCGCGCGGCCCCAGCUCGUGGGUGUUCGUGGACCUGGGCGGCGAGUGCGAGCAGGGCUUCGGCUACACGCCCAAGGGCGAGACGGAGCAGCGGUGGCUGCGCUACGCGUCCUUCCGGUCGGCGCUCACGGGCGGGCUGGGCGGCGUCCACAGGCGCACCCACCCGCUGUACCUGGUGCUGAGGGCCUGCUGGCAGUUUGAGGAGGAGCACGGCCGCCCGCCCGCCGGCGCCGCCGACGCACCCGCCGUACGAGCCGCCUUUGACCGCCUCACGGCCGCCACACCCGCCGCGCCGCCCCUGCCCGCCGACCUGCUCGAAGCCUUUGUGAUCGACGGCGCCGCGCCCAGCGCCGCCGCGGCGGCGGGCGCUGACGUGGCGGCGGCGUCAGCGGCCGCCGCUGGGCUUGAACAGGACGCAGCUGCGGCGGCGGCGGCGGCGGGCUCGGAGCAGGAGGAGCCGCAGGGGGAGCUGGCGCCAGUGUGUGCGGUGGUGGGGGGCGUGGUGGCGAACAACGUCCUGCGUGCGCUGUCGGCUGCCAACCCGCCGCUCCGCAACUUCUUCUUCUACAGCUAUCUUGUGCGAGAUGGUCUUGGGCUUGAGGAAUGCUUCAUGUAGUUUGUGAGCUUUCGUCUCAUUAUUGUGUAGGAGGGCUUAGCUUUGCCGAGUUUUACCAGUUUUGAGCCAAAGCGGUUGAGGGCAAGAGCGGGCAGCCGGGAAGGAUGUGCAGGAACGGGAUAGGCGGAUUGCUACAGGGAAUGGUCCCCUGGACUGGUACGCGAAUCGGGCAGGGGUGCACAAGUUUGCCGAGGAUGCUUUGCAAGGAGGUACAACGUGGUGCACACGGCGGUACACGAGCAAGUCGGGGUUCUGCAACGCCCGCGGCAGCCGGCCUGCUGCAUAACCUGCUUGAAAUUGUAUUGGAGCUUGGGAUGUUUGCUGCACCCGGCUCAGUCGCCGAGGUUCGAUCGAAGUCAACCUCGCCGAUUACAAGCAUCACCCGGCCCAUUACUUG
Messenger RNA from Chlamydomonas reinhardtii, 1743 nucleotides. RefSeq lists its product as uncharacterized. Gene Ontology annotation, cellular component: SUMO activating enzyme complex; cytoplasm. The record is from RefSeq and is a predicted model, not a curated record. Gene Ontology annotation, molecular function: SUMO activating enzyme activity. The coding region runs from base 171 to 1346 and encodes 391 amino acids. Lineage: Eukaryota; Viridiplantae; Chlorophyta; Chlorophyceae; Chlamydomonadales; Chlamydomonadaceae. Gene Ontology annotation, biological process: protein sumoylation. The transcript has 8 exons.